AUGUCUACCGGAGACCCUGGGUCCCCACUGCCGGCACCGCCACCACCGGUAUCCGCCACCAGCGUCCAGCCCCCCCGCGACCGGAUCCCGAUAAGCUCGAAGAAGACGCAAGUCACGGGCCCCGCCACCGCCGCACCCAACUAUGCUGCCGCUGCGAGUCAGAUGGCGACUCAAACACCUGAACAACAGAAACAACAACAACAGCGUGCCAAGGCUCUGGGCAGCCUCCUACAAGCCAUGGGUGCUGUACCCGGAAACCGCAUGGAUCGCUGGGUCCAGGCCAUCUACUUUGCCGAACUCUACCCCGUCGCCACCGCCACAUCGCUGAAAUUUUCGGCCUUGAACGCGAACCGGUCCGUCGAGAACAUCUUCGAUUACACCCUUGAAGUGACUCUGUCUCACCAGAGCGCCUCGCGAGCGACUCAUGCCGACAAGAUCGAUCUCGUGGCCUGCGUCACGAGGCUGCUAUCGCCCAUCUCUCCUAUCUGCUUUGAGCCUGGAGUUCCUCUGCCGGACCAUCUUGCGGCUUAUCAACCACAGAUCUUAGGCGUACAACAUUCAUCAAUCCUGCGUAAUGGGGCGGCUCACCAUCGCGUUACGGUUGGGUUCGUCACCGGCGAGGCACGUGACGCGGCGCUCACGACGCCCCCCGCUCUCACUUGGCGAUCGGCGAAGGCCCGCUUCGCGAAGUCUCACAGGUUCCACCAUAACAUGGUCGAGCUUCGAAUCAACGUCGGUGUUCAAGGAGUGCCCUCCAUGGAUGCCAUCAUCAAAUUGUUCCAAUCACUUGUGCAAGACCUGUCAGGCAAGGGACAUUCAUGCCAACUUGUGCAGGUUCUGCGCGUUAUCAGCGUGGACAACGCCUCGGCCUUCGCCCACGUUGCCGGAGACUACUCGGCUUUCCUACACUUCGAUGACGACUCCCUAUUCCAACGCCCCAACACGACCUUGAAGGAGAUUCUACCUUCGAGGAUCGACCUUCCCACUCGAGGCAUCCCGGUUACCGCCCUUCGCCAUGACUAUGAGAAGGAGGCGGCUUGCGGUAGGUGCCACUUUGUGGGUCACGUGGGAACCUGCGGACUGGAUCAGGAGAGGAAGCGGAAGGAGGCUCACAACGGCAUCAUCAACAGCAACAAAAACACCAUCACCCACAACACCAACAUCGCGGAGGCCGAGGCCCCCAUUCCUGUGCUGGUUGUUAACAGGAUCGCAUCACAGAAUCACUUCGCCGGGCUCGAGGUCGAGGAGGGACAGGAGGAAGAGGUAACUGGCCAGGGCGAACAGGGACCGGAGGAAUCGGGGGAGGAAGACGCUGGUGAUAAGGCGGAUGACGAGGACUCGGAGGACUCGGAGAUGGAAUCGGAGGCGGCCGCGAAAACGGAGGUCAUCAAAAUUGAAAGCGAGGACGAGUCGGUCUUGGAGGACUGCAGCGGAUCCGAUGGAGAGGUGAUUGAUGAGAAUGAGGUGAUGGCGGAUGAAAGAGGUGAAACGGAAGGAGAGGUGGCUACGGAGAUGGAGGAAGAGGAGGUGGCGACGGAGGUGGGCGAUGUGGACGAAGCGAGGGGAUCGACGAAAGCGGAGAAUGCGGAAGCGACGGACUUAGGGGAAACGAACAGGCUGGACAAUGACGACGACAGCGACGCCACAGCAACCGCCGCCACCGCUUCCCGCGAAUCGACGCCGCAUGAACCAACCCCACCUCUGUCACCCGAAACUCUCGCCAAGUCGCUACGCGAGGGGGAGGAGUGGGACAGGAUCAGAGCUAACUGGGUUGAGCAGGCACGACUUGAGCGGGACCAAAGCAUCGAGAGGAGGCUCAACGCUGAAACCCCUCUGGUGCGUCACAACUUUGCCACGUGGGACGAGGACGGUGAGAUACGCUCCAUCAACAUCAGGGGGACCGCUGUGAAGUUCAAGAAGCAGGUGAUGAAGAGGUCGCAGACUGCGGCGGACCUCAGUGACCCAAGUGACGAACCGACCGACGCCAAGCGAGUCAUCAUCAAAGGGAAGAGCCGCGUCGUGGUGAAGGAUGGAAUAGAGGGGCGGAGGGUGACGAGGUCGAUGUCGGCGGCAGCGGCGAUGCAGGUCGAGGUGACGAAGGUGGACAGAGGGAAAGGAAGAGGGGUAGCUGAGGAAAAACGAUGGUCCGACCACGAGCCCGAGGACGAUGUCCUGCCCGCCCUUCCCCUCUUUGAGGACGUCACCACCGCCAAGAGCGCCUCGACCUCGACUACCCAUUAAUGAUCAAGCACACCAUCAUCACCUGGAACGUAAGAAGGGGCAUGGGGGUCCCGGAAAAACGACGUAAUAUCUACACCUACCUUUCCACAUUCAAAGCUUCCGCGAUUCUCUUACAAGAGCAUUUCAUCAGACCACAAUUCUGGCAGCUCAUCAAGGACGAGUACGAGGGCAAGCUCUUCAUCAACCAGUGUUGAACUUCGCUCCAUCUCACUUCUAGGACAAUAUGCGCUCACUGAAGUAGAGGUGCCUCACCUUUUGGUGCAGUGCUAUAUUGUUCCUUCAUAGGUUAUGAGCCCAACGAGCUACCAGCUGCUCAUGAGUUCAAUCCCCCCUGGGGUCAGGCAAUUUUGCGCGCAUACACUCAGCGUCCCGGCCCCCGCACUUGCCCAGCAGCGUGCCAAGCACCCUGGCGCAUCGACAGUGCUCACAGUGCCCAAGCUGCACUUGCCCAAGCGACCUGAUCAACAUGCCCAGUUGCCUCACAGCCGCACCCACUGCCACAAGCUCUUCAGCUUCGCGCACAGGGGGGUGUUGAACUUCGCUCCAUCUCACUUCUAGGACAAUAUGCGCUCACUGAAGUAGAGGUGCCUCGCCUUUUGGUGCAGUGCUAUAUUGUUCCUUCAUAACCAGCACUGCCUGACCCUGAUCCCGGCCGACUCGCCCCUGAUCGACGCCGAGCUCUUGCGCACCCACUCGGCACUCGACGGCCGGCUCCUCGUCACCUCCUUUCGUCUGCGGGGCGACAUCAAAAUUCUAGAAAUCAAUAACCUCUACGCGCCCGUUGACCCAAAACAACGAGCAAAAUUCUUCGACAAACUGAUCCUCCACAAAACACAGAAAUCCCACCUCCGACUCCUUGGCGGCGAUCUCAACGACUGCCCGCGCCCAGAAGUCGAUCGGCGGAACCAAAGUCGGCGCGGCCACCACUGGCCGAUUCUGAUGGGCAAGCUCGACUCGGCCUACACGGACUGCAUCCGCUACAAGCACCCCAUCACCCCAUCUUUCACUCGACCUAAUCCCAAUCGCAAGCGACCCAACUCCUUCUCCCGGCUUGACUACUUUCUCCUACAAAGAGCUCACCAAAAAAGGCUCGACCAGGCCUCGACGAUCUACGACUAUCCCAAGGAUCUUUCCGAUCACCGACCGGUCUUGAUCGUACUGGCUCUCUCAGACGAUCUUGAUGCGGCUCUCCCACAGCUCAGCCUACCUACCACAUCCAACCAACUACAUCGAAUCAAUACCACAACCUUCAAGACGGUGGAAUUUCAGCGGAUGAUGGAAGGAUGGUUGGAAGGGGCAAGCGGGGAGGAUCCGGUGCGAGAGCUUGAGGAGGUUCUGGAGGCGUGCAGGGACAGGGGUGGGGAGAUGGCGAGGAGGCUGCAUCGGGAGCGGACGGAACGGAUGGAGUAUUUGGUGGGGAGGGUGCAGGAUCUGGAGGUGUUACCGGUAUGGGGGGAGGCGGAAACGGCAGAAUGGACAAGGACGUCCGAGGAACUCAAGCGGGCGGUCAAGGAGCGCGCGCGCCUACUCCGGAUCCGAGCCCACGUCCCCGAGAUCGCUUCCGAGGAACGACUGUCGCGGCCGGUCCACGCCAAGCUCGCGGCGCGGAACUCGGACUCCAAGAUCACAGCACUGCGCUUGGGCAACGGAGAGCUAACGCAUGACAUUGAUGUCGCUCUUGACCACACGCAGGCGCAUUUCCAGCGCCUCUACCACAUCGAGCCUCGUGAUCCGGAACGCGUCGACCGACUUCGGGACGAACUCCUCGUGCCGAUCAGGGCGGCACGGACUUGCGACGACCCGCGCUCAGAUCCGCUCUUUCUGCGCCGACUCUCGGAAGCGCAGAUUGAUCUCCUCCAGCAACCCAUCACCGAGGACGAGGUCGUGGCCGCGAUCGGGACGACGCACCCGGGGUGAUCGCCGGGCCCGUCGGGCGUGCCUUACGAACUCUAUCAGACCGCACCGGAGGCGUGGUCCAAGGUGCUGACCAAGGCCUACAACGCGAUGAUCGAGCGCGGUUCACUCUCUCCCAAGCAGGGCCAGGGACUUGUGCGCCUCAUCUUCAAGCGCCACAAGAAGAAUGCCGAUCGCGCCGAACUCUCGUCGUAUCGCCCCAUCACCCUGCGCGAGUGCGAUUACAAGAUUUUUACCAAGGUCUACGUCGCCCGAUUGAACCAAAUUCUGCCCGAUCUCCUCCCGCCGCAGCAGCACGGCUUCGUCAAGGACCGCCGAUCGGCCGACGCUGCACUACACCUUCGUCUCCUGAUCAAGGAACUUGGCGCGCGCAGGACCGAGUUCCCCGCGGCCGCGCUCUUGUCUCUUGACCAAUCAUCCGCCUACGACCUCGUCGAGCAUGACUGGAUCUUUGCCAUUUUCGACGCUCUGGGCGUUCCUACCACCUUUCUUCGCGUGCUGAGGAUGCUCUACUCGGGUGACUCGACCUCGGCGCGCUACAUCAUCAAUGGGUUCCUGACGGCGCCGGUGCGACUGACGUGUGGGCUCGGCCAAGGGGACCCGGCGUCAUCGUCGGUCUGGGACAUCGUGUUUCAGCCGUUCCUGGAUGCUCUACACCGUCGAAACAUCGCGCUGAAUCUCUCCAUACCUGCACUUCAUCCGUACCCACAGAGCCGCGCCAUUACAUCACUUGCAUUUGCCGAUGACGUUGUCGUCGCCGUCGCGGGCUUGGAGUCACUCAACUUGCUCGAUGACCUGGCGCUCGACUGGAGGCAUGCAACGAAUGGCCGGCUCAACACGGACAAGACGGUCGUCCUACCGAUUGGACGUCGCUGGGACCCUGGGGAACGGCCAAUCGUCGUCAAGGCCGCAGGCGAGUCGCUCGAGUGGAUCGUGUUGAACUUCGCUCCAUCUCACUUCUAG
This is a messenger RNA of Microbotryum saponariae, 5118 nucleotides long. Lineage: Eukaryota; Fungi; Basidiomycota; Microbotryomycetes; Microbotryales; Microbotryaceae. The record is from the annotation of a GenBank genome assembly.